AUGGGUCCUUUCCAAUGGUUUCUGUUCGUUUACGUCCUCGGCGGGCUAACAUUUGUUCCGCUGCUGCUCGCUGUAGCGCUCUACAUUGGCUGGCGUACGCUUCCAGUUGAAGAGCCGAAUGCUGCGAAGGCAAAGGCGAACGAUCCAGGCCAGCUCACACGUUCUGGCGACGAGAAGCUGGUCUUCAAGACCGCAACGGAUGACCUAGCAGAGAAGUUCCACCGGAAGCAUGAUUCAGAUGUCGCGGCCGGCUACUUCGCUGUGUGUCGAGAAUGGAUACCGGGCGGUGUAAACGGGAAGCCUCCAGAUCGGCUGACUCCCGCGGGCGAGGAGAUAUCGAAAGAAUCACCCAGUGUAUACCAGACGAUGUACCGCAGCCUGUUCGACCGCUCCCAAAAACCGACCAUCGAACCGCAGAAGGAUGGCGCCGGCAAGAGUACGAAACGGGCGAACAACAUAUUCUACGUCGUCCUGAGACACGGUCAUCUGAUGCUAUACGAUGACAUACAGCAGUUGGAAGUGAGAUACGUGAUCUCGCUCGACUACCAUGAUGUUGACAUCUACGGAGGAAGUGAAGAGCCGCUUCCCGAGGGCGAGCUGUGGGUCAAGAGACAUGCUAUUCGGAUGACGAGGAAGGCGUCUAAGGGCUUUACAGAGAAACCAUCGCUACCAUUCUUCUUGUUUAGCGAGAACCUGUCAGAGAAAGAAGACUUCUAUCAUGCGCUGCUCAAGAACCAAGAGCGUUCAGUGCCAGAUGCACCCGUGGCCGAGGACUUCGACACAUCGUUCAUCGUCUCGCUGGUCCAGAAACUACACUCAUCGGAAGAACAGCUUCAGACACGAUGGCUCAAUGCGUUUGUGGGCAGACUGUUCCUAGCAACAUACAAGACGCCCGAAAUGGAAGACUUCAUACGUGCUAAGCUCACCAAGAAGAUCUCCCGAGUCAAAAAGCCAACAUUCGUUACCCGCAUAUCACUCCACAAGAUUGAUACUGGUAGCGGUGCUCCUUUCCUGACCAAUCCCCGACUGAAGGAUCUUACCGUCAAUGGUGACUGUGUAGCGGAGAUGGACGUUGAGUACACGGGUGGCUUCCGCAUCGAGAUCGGCGCAACUGCCGGAUCGAUCUGGGGCCACAUGCUCCUUCGUCUCAAGCCACCGCCCAGCAAUCGACUCUGGUUCACCUUCGAAAAGAUGCCGCAGAUGGAUCUCGCGCUCGAGCCAAUUGUGUCGUCACGUAAGAUCACCUACGGGAUCAUUCUGAGCGCUAUGGAGAGCAGGAUUCGGGAGGUCUUUGCAGAAUCUCUUGUGUUGCCAUUCUGGGACGACAUUCCGUUCCUUGACACCACUGGACAGAAGCACCGUGGUGGUAUUUGGAAGCGAGAGAAGAAGGACAAUGACGUUGAGAUUCCAGACGAGACACCCGAAGAUGAAGGGGAGACAGCCGCGGGGACCGCCGAGGAUAUGAAGGCUAUCAAGCAGGACGACCGAAACUGGAGUAUGCCUGCAUUGGCGGGUGGCAGUGGUGAUCAAAGCGCCAGACCUGGAGACAGGAGGUCAAUCGCAUCCUUGCCUGGUGCGGAUGGCACAACUGCUGAAGAAGAGAAGACCCCUCCCGCGAAAGUGCCGAGGAUACUUCGCACGCCCUCGUUUGGGAAUGUCGCGGAUCCUAAAGUGACGGCCAAUCACGCCGACAGCGACUACACGAAGUCAGAUGGCUCAUCGGAGGCUACACCGAAACGCGAAGCAGCUGCGUUUCUGAAGGAUCUGUCAGCCAGGAGUCCACCAGAAUCCCACGAAGGCUCUCCUCCGAAAGAGUCAGCAAUGGCAGAGGCGCUGUCGAAAGGUCGCUCUGGUAGUAGUGCCUCGAAAGCAUCAGUCGACAGCACGACGGCAGCGCCUCGAGACUCGACCAUCGAGCUGCCUAAGACUAUGCGUGGCAUUGAUUCGAAUUCUUCCUCCAGACCGGCAACGCCGGCUGAUCCAAGUCGGGAGUCGAAACGCUCCUCAACAUAUGAUGAAUCGAAGCCAAACAAGACGCUUGUACAGCAAGCAAGAUCCAUGACUGCAGCCGAUCGAAAGCAGGCUCUUGCCUCUGCGACCGCAGCGGCGCAAAAAUGGGGCUCGUCGCUGGGCUGGGGUGUCUUGAAGAACAAAAAAGAGGCAGCUGGAACAGAUCAGGCAUCAAGAAAUAACGAGCCUCCGACUCCUACUGCACCCAUGGGUCGUGGACAGCCAUUACCGCCUCCUGGUCAGCCUCUCCCUCGACCGAACAAGCCGAACAAUCUUAUGUCUAAUAUUCCUUUCAUGGCAUCAAAGAAGCCCACGUUGCCAAAGAGGUCCGACACGAACGCAGCAACGAGCGUCUCACCGAAGCCGUCACCUCAACUCAAACCAUCACAGCCACCCCCUCUUCCCCACCGGCGACGCAGAAGAAGCACAAAGCACAGUCUCGACCAGAGCGAUGGCGGCGACGAUCUCCUUGUAGUUGAAGCCCCAACCGAAUCAGCCCCAAACAGUCCCCAGGUAGAACGCAACAUAAAUCGCGACAGCUUCUUCGGCCAUGGCGAGCAUGCGGAUGACCUACCGCCAGACUACUCGGGAAGCGGCUAUGGCCUGGACCGUGCCGACUCGCCUCCACCUCAGCGUGUCAGCAAUGCGCGGCGCCAAGACAUGGCCCAAGCGUCACAUGAUCCUUCCUCUACAAAGAACGCCCCUUCCGAAAGCAGCACACCUGACCUCUCAGACAAGGAGGUCGCGCUAAGCCAGCGGCCGGCUGCGCCUGCACUGCCACCUCGUGCUGUAGCGCCGGCAGCCGUCGAAGAUGAGAUGCAGCUCCCGCGACCACCACCACCGGCUCGAACGGGAUCGGAUACGAGUGGUGACUCACCUCGGCUUUCGAGAAUUCCGAGCCCCAGUCCGAGUCGGUCGGCGACGAGUAAAGGCAGGAAGGCGCUGGGGCUGAACAAGAAGUCGAGUAAUCUGAGCUUGGGGGCUAGGAGUGCUACGCCUGAUGCUGGGUGA
Messenger RNA from Cyphellophora attinorum, 3021 nucleotides. Its product is annotated as putative PH domain-containing protein. The transcript has 2 exons. Gene Ontology annotation, cellular component: endoplasmic reticulum; ERMES complex. NCBI's taxonomy places the organism in Eukaryota, Fungi, Ascomycota, Eurotiomycetes, Chaetothyriales, Cyphellophoraceae. The record is from RefSeq and is a predicted model, not a curated record. The coding region runs from base 1 to 3021 and encodes 1006 amino acids. Gene Ontology annotation, molecular function: lipid binding. Gene Ontology annotation, biological process: phospholipid transport.